AUGGCCCCGCCUAACUACGACUCGGCUGAUAUCAACCGUUGGAUGAGAGCCAUGUCUGUUACUCGUGAGGAUACAAGUCCUUGUGAAACAGAGUUUCCAAUCUCUCCUGUAAUCGACUACGCUCAAGUGGCCUCGUCCCUGACGGGAAUGACCUCUAAAUCGGCUUCUCACAGGGAAUCACCGGCAAGUGGAUCCGGAGAAACAUCAACUUUCACCAUCAGUGCAAGGUGCGCCAAACGGUCUGCAGGCUGUGGCGACGCACAGUCUGAAAACGGGAUUGCUGAGGGAAGUGCGAAAAGGCUUAGGUACAGUUAUACUCCGUUGGCUGCUUCGACACCUAAUCCUCCAGCAGCCGAUACCUUCGUUUACCCCAACUUCGAAUGGCACAGGCAAGAUGGACGCAAAACGGAGGACGAGGUCACUGAAAUGGAGGAAACAAAUCACAUUGUGUCAAGAAUCCGCGCAACAAGCCUAUCCCAGGAGGAACAAACGACUGUCAUCUCGUCUUACUGGCCAGAGAUUCGCGACGACUAUUACAGAUCGCUUUGCGACCCAAGCAUCAGAUUCUGUAUUCCUUGUCUCAUUUGCCAAGAGAAUUGCGCGGAUGUAAGGACACCACCCUGCACAGUCAACUUCGAAAUGCCUGUCAUCCUUGCUUGUGGCCACAUGAUUGGCGAGAACUGCCUCAAAGAGUGGUUUCAAGCGCGUGAACAUGCAGAUGAGCCAAAGAACUGCCCUGUGUGCAGAAUGAAGUUGCAAUGUUCCGAAUGCAAGGAUGCGUUCGCAUACUCGUUCCUCUGUCACGACUCUCACGUCCCAAACACCCAAACCUACAGCGAGCAGCCCAUGGAGCAGACUAUUUGCAACCAAUGUCAGGCGGAGACUGAUUUUGGGAGCCGCGUUCUCCAAGGCGAACACAUUGCUGAGCCGUUUCCCGGCGGCGGUGUGUCUCAACAUUUGCAAGCUUGGUUCCGUCAAGUGAGGGAUACUUUCGAAACCGAAGCGAAAAUACGCGUAGGCCAUGGAUUGAGACCCAUUGACGUAACCGGUAUGGUUCAUAAAGAGAUUUUUGCCGAGAUGGAAGCAUGGCUGUAUUUCUUGAAGGAGAAUGUGACUUAUAGCAUGCAGGGAAGGAUAGAGACGAUGGAGAGGGAGCUCGACCAAAAUCGAUGGUGGAAUCGAGCCUCUGCAGACAGUGAAGAUGAAUCUGAGGACUAUGAGGGCGAAGGUUACGAUGAAGACGAGAGUCUCACCGAGGACGAGGAGUACGGCGGUGCUAAUUAUCGCUGGUGGGAUUGA
Colletotrichum orchidophilum is the source of this 1299-nucleotide messenger RNA. RefSeq lists its product as uncharacterized. Lineage: Eukaryota; Fungi; Ascomycota; Sordariomycetes; Glomerellales; Glomerellaceae. Bases 1 to 1299 code for a protein of 432 amino acids. The record is from RefSeq and is a predicted model, not a curated record. The transcript has a single exon.